AUGUCUCUCGCAAACAGAGCCGUGCGCUGCGCCUUACGCUCUCAUGCCUGGCCAUCACGCGCACUUCUUGCACCGGCCACCGUCCAGGCAUUAAGCGAACCACUUUCUUGCCGACUGUUCCACAGCACACAUCGACAGAACGUCGAGCAAAAGCCAACCACUAUUGAUCCCAAGAAAAACGCUGCGACCGAGAUCGUGCCGCCUAGAGAAACCAACUUCGGCAAAGCGCAAUUUGCCGACUUUAACUUGAAGGGCCGGACUUUUAUCGUUACAGGUGGCGCUCAGGGGCUUGGACUGAGCAUUGCGGAAGCACUUGCCGAGGCCGGGGGUAAAGUCUAUUGCCUGGAUAGGCAAGAAAAUCCUCAUGAAGAAUACGCCGAGGCACUUGCCCGAGUUGUGCCGGAAUGGGGAGGUUCUCUUCAGUACAGAAAAGCCGACGUUGUGGAUACCAAAGGACUCGACAAGAUCAUCACCGAAAUCGCCGACGAGAAUCAGAGAAUCGACGGAUGCGUAGCAGCUGCAGGAAUCCAACAAAUUACACCAGCGGCCGACUACAGCGUUGAUGAUGUGAACAAGAUGCUAGCCGUCAACUACACAGGUGUCUUCAUGACCGCAACGUCCGUUGCACGCCAGAUGUUCAAGUACAAGACCCGCGGCAGCAUCUGCUUCAUCGCCAGCAUGUCGGGGUUGAUUGCAAACCACGGCCUGCUGUCCCCGGUCUACAAUUCUUCCAAGGCUGCAGUCAUUCAAUUGGCGCGGAAUCUCGCAAUGGAGUGGAGUCCUAUCACGGAGGAAGGAACUGGUGGUGUUCGAGUAAACUGCAUCAGCCCGGGUCAUAUCAUGACGCCGAUGGUGGAGAAAAACUUUGAAGAGAUCCCAGGCUUAAAGAAAGAGUGGGAGAGCCUUAACAUGUUCGGCCGGUUGGCGGAGCCAAAAGAAUUCAAGGGUGCAGCUCUUUUCUUGAUGGGCAACGCUAGUACGUUUAUGACGGGUAGCAACCUGGUCAUUGACGGUGGUCAUACAGCGUGGUGA
Colletotrichum spaethianum is the source of this 1032-nucleotide messenger RNA. RefSeq names its product sorting nexin-12. The record is from RefSeq and is a predicted model, not a curated record. The transcript is spliced from 2 exons. Lineage: Eukaryota; Fungi; Ascomycota; Sordariomycetes; Glomerellales; Glomerellaceae. Gene Ontology annotation, molecular function: oxidoreductase activity, acting on NAD(P)H, oxygen as acceptor. Gene Ontology annotation, cellular component: intracellular anatomical structure. The coding region runs from base 1 to 1032 and encodes 343 amino acids.